This is a messenger RNA of Melanotaenia boesemani (Boeseman's rainbowfish), 2598 nucleotides long. It is a transcript of the gene slc52a3-2a, whose product is annotated as riboflavin transporter 2. Bases 757 to 2091 code for a protein of 444 amino acids. The transcript has 4 exons. The record is from RefSeq and is a predicted model, not a curated record. NCBI's taxonomy places the organism in Eukaryota, Metazoa, Chordata, Actinopteri, Atheriniformes, Melanotaeniidae. Gene Ontology annotation, molecular function: riboflavin transmembrane transporter activity. Gene Ontology annotation, cellular component: plasma membrane. Gene Ontology annotation, biological process: riboflavin transport.
ACUGACUCAUCUCAUCAUACAAACUGAAGUCACAAGUUCUCCCUGUUCUUGUAUUUUCUCUUGUACCCCUGGAGCGUCUCCAAGUACCCUGAUGGGUUCAUUUACCCCCAUUUGGGAACACUGUCCUAACUGUAUUAAAGAUGCAAGUUACCCAUAGAAAAGCAGCACAGUGCAGUAAAACCCUGGACACCACAUGCAGUUACAUGCCCUUAUCAAACAAUAACUAACGUAUGUGGGGUAAGUAAUAAGUAAUACUCUGCUGCCAUGACUUAUUUACAGUUCUCUGAUGUUGGGUGACAAAAAUGUGCGAAAGACAGGACAGGGCUGAUUUAUUUGAAAUGUAAGUUUAUAAUGUGACAUUUGGGUAAAUAUGUCAGCGAUAAACAUCUCUAACACAAUGAGUUCUUGUUGCUCUGCAGCUCCACUGUGUAAACUCUCAUUUUCACCUCUGCUCCCAUGAUCCCCUUAAGAAGAAUUACUGAAUUCUGCAGAUUCUUAAAUGCAUCUCACUGGUCCGAAGGAAAGAAAGCAGCAGCUGCAAACCAAUACUCGUCACCGGUCAUCCUGAAAGUCCACAUGGAGGAGUUUAGGGUCAAGUGAUCAGUUAAUGCAUGAUAGCUGGCUACAGACUCUCACACCCACUUGUCUCAAGCAGGGUUUAAACCCCUGGCACCCUUACAGAGCAGGACUUUGGCUUCGUUCUCUCUGCAGAAAACUUCAAGCUUUCCAGCAAACAGCAGCAAACACUCCUCCAUCAUGUCUCUGCUCACCCACCUGUUGGCCUGCCUGUUCGGUAUCGGCUCCUGGGUCUCCAUCAACGGUCUGUGGGUGGAGCUGCCUCUUAUCGUCCCUCAGAUCCCGGAGGGCUGGUACCUGCCCUCGUACCUCUCAGUCCUCAUUCAGAUGGCAAACAUCGGGCCCCUCUCCAUCACUCUGAUGCAUCGCUUCCGGCCGGGUGCCUUGAACGAGACGGCCGUCAUAUAUGUGAUCGUGGGCCUGGGCACCUUGGCCAGUUUCCUGCUGGGUUUCUUAUGGAAGGAGACUGUGGUGGUUGCAGGAGCUCCUCGGAGCGUGGCUCUUUUUGUUUUGACUUUCUUCCUCGCUGCUGUUGACUGCACCUCCUCCGUUACCUUCCUGCCCUUCAUGAUGCGCUUCAAGCCUCAGUAUCUGACCACCUACUUCAUCGGGGAGGGUGUGAGUGGUCUGCUCCCGGCUCUGGUGGCUCUAACUCAGGGCGUCGGGGUUGUUCACUGCAUGAAUGGCACACAGUCUCUGAACACCUCCAACAGUACGCCAGUCUACGAGCUUCUGGCCAAUUAUCAGCCUGCAAACUUCUCAGCUGAGGUCUUCUUCUUCUUCCUCAGUGCCAUGAUGCUUGUCUGCCUGGCGGCUUUCCUGCUGCUGAACUACCACCCUGCCGUGGCCCGGGAGCACCCCAACGGCAGAUACACCAACGGGGUGAAAAACAAAGUUCAGAAAAGCAGGAAGUGGGCCGAGCAGAGACCCAUGAUGGACCCCUACAGACCUGCGAACCAGAACCGUAGAAGCAGCUUCGGCACCGGCUCCUACAGCUGGAUGCAGGUGAUUUACAUCUUCGUGAUUCUGGCCUGGGUGAACGCUCUGACCAACACGGUGCUUCCCUCGGUGCAGUCCUACUCCUGCCUGCCGUACGGAAACAAUGCCUAUCACUUAUCUGCCACCUUGGCUGCGGUGUCCAACCCGCUGGCGUGCUUCAUCGCCAUGUUUGCCCAAAUCAGAUCCCUGGUGUUCAUGGGUGCUCUCACAGUGAUGGGCAGUGGCGUUGGAGCUUACAUAAUGAGCAUGGCUGUCCUGAGUCCAUGUCCACUGCUGGUGAACGAGGCCUCGGGUGCUGCUAUCAUAGUGUUGGCCUGGGUGGUCUUCAUCCUCUCUCUCUCCUACGUGAAGGUGAUCAUUGGGCUGAUCCUGCGAGACGAAGGCCACAGCGCCCUCGUGUGGUGUGGAGCUGUUGUGCAGUUGGGCUCCCUGCUGGGAGCCGUGACCAUGUUUCCUCUGGUCAGUGUGUACGGUUACUUCUCCUCAGGAGACCCGUGCAACACGAAAUGUCCCUGAAUGAACAAAGAGCUCAACAAGAGAGGAGUCUCCACAUCUUUCAGCCUUAUUUAUGGACAUUUAUCAGCCGAGUAAUUUCAAGCUGUCUGACCUUGUCUGCAGGGAAACUGCUGGGACUUAGAAAUGUAGUCUUGAAUUUGUGAAUUAUUUCUGGGAAUUAAUAAGGUAGGCCUAAAUUAGUAAAGUAAUCCUAGGAAUUAGUAAAGUAGUCCCGAAAAUUAGUUAAGUAAUCCCAGGAAUUAGUAAAGUAGUCCUGAAUUAGUAAAGUAAUCCUGGGAAUUAGUAAGGUGGCCCUAAGUUAGUAAAAUAAUCCUAAGAAUUUGUAAAUUAGUCCUGGGAAUUAGUAAAGUAAUCCCAGGAAUUAGAAAAGUAGUCCUGGGAAUUAGUAAAAUAGGCCUAGGAAUUAGUUAAGUAACCCUAGGAAUUAAAAAAGUAGUCCUGGGAAUUAGUAAAGUCCAUCAAUCCAUCCAUUUUCUUCCGCUUAUCCGGAGUUGGGUCGCGGGGGCA